Symbiodinium sp. CCMP2456 is the source of this 1059-nucleotide messenger RNA. Lineage: Eukaryota; Dinophyceae; Suessiales; Symbiodiniaceae. The record is from the annotation of a GenBank genome assembly.
AUGACUUGGCCCACAAAGGUGGACCGGGCUUAUGUCGUAUGCAAGCACUGCACGGGCCAAUGGAUCUAUCAGGACCGUAUCCACAAGUGGCCGGAGUGCAAGGCAUGUGGGAGACAGUGGGGCGUCCCCGCUGCACCCCAGCGACACUCCCUCCCCAGGAAGCCUAGGGGCGGAAGUGAGGCUCCAAAGCAGAAAUGGGGUAAAGCUGGGGGAUUAGUGCGCAAGUUUUGGGACCAGUUUCCCAUGGAUGUGCAGACCGCUUUCCUGGCGGCAGGCUGGCAAUCAGGUGUGGUCGACCCUCCACCGGGUCUCUCCCCGGAGAGCCAGGGGAGUCAAGGAUCCAGUCAGACCGGCGCUGAAAAAGAGGACCAGGAAGCUGUGCACCAAUUAUGGGAAAACGCGGAUCCCAUGCAGCGUGAACUCCUCAAAAAGGCGGGCCUUGAGCCGCCCAAGGAACCACAGAAAGGCCUGGAGGAGCUCUGUAGACAGUACGCGGCUGAUCUACCGCCGGCUGUGAGGGCGGCCCUUACAAGCCCGGUGGAGCCCCCAAAGCCGAGCCCUAAAGACGAACUGUAUCAGAUGUUGAGCACCUACACAUCGGCGAUGCAGGGACUCAAAACCUUAAUCCAAAAGAAGGCUGCGCUGCAACUUCGGAUUGACAAGACCAAGGCCACGUACAGCAGCUUGCUUGAAGACAUGAAAGACAUGUGCCGCAAGGUCGAUGAUCAGAAUGCUAAGGUUGAGGAGUUGCAGAAAGGAUUGCAGCACCAGGUGCCGACACCAACUGAUUUGCAGGAGCCCGGCAAGGGAGCGCUUCAGGUAGAUGAGGGCCUUCGGGCCCUGGAAGCAGCCGGAGUCACUUUGAGCCCCGAAACUAAGAAAGCUUUCGUGCAGGCCCUUACCCAAGGGAGCCAGCCUGAGAAGGAUGACAAGCCGGGGAACGGCAACGGGCCACCGGGACAGGACAUGCCAGCACCAAAUGGACAGGGAGGCUUUGGCCCGGUGCGCAGUCCCGGAAACCAUGGUGCGCAUCCGUAUGGGCAGCAGGCUGCAGAGUAG